AUUUUAAAAUCUUCCUGUUUUGCGUUUGUAAGCUUUCAUUAUUAAAUAAUUAGUAAUUAGGCCCCAAACUUUGCUCUAAAAUGCCGAAAAACAAGAAGUCUAAGAAGUCCGACACCUCUGACUCCGAUUCGGGUCCCGAAGACAGGGGGCCCGUUAAAAAGCAGAAGACACAGAAUAAGUCUAGUGGGGACAGCGAUGAGAACUCGUGGGAUCUGGGAAAGAACCGGUUCGUGAAAUUGACCGAGUUCAAGGGGAAAUGGUAUGUGAAUAUCCGCGAGUUUUACAACGCUGAUGGGGAGCUGCGUCCCGGCAAAAAGGGGAUCAUGCUGACCAUGGAACAGUGGCACAAAUUCAAGGAGGUUAUGCCCGAGCUUGAGGACGCAAUCAAGCGGAACGUUUGAGUUGUUUUUGUAUUUAUGAUUGAAAUAAAGUUGAGUCAUUA
Molecule: messenger RNA, 442 nt
Organism: Tribolium castaneum (red flour beetle)
Lineage: Eukaryota; Metazoa; Arthropoda; Insecta; Coleoptera; Tenebrionidae
Gene: Ssb-c31a
Product: Single stranded-binding protein c31A
Exons: 2
Coding region: 81-401 (106 amino acids)
Biological process (GO): positive regulation of transcription initiation by RNA polymerase II
Cellular component (GO): transcription regulator complex; nucleus
Molecular function (GO): DNA binding; transcription coactivator activity
Source: RefSeq, a predicted model, not a curated record